Ambispora leptoticha is the source of this 966-nucleotide messenger RNA. The record is from the annotation of a GenBank genome assembly. NCBI's taxonomy places the organism in Eukaryota, Fungi, Glomeromycota, Glomeromycetes, Archaeosporales, Ambisporaceae.
AUGUCUAAUAAUCAAAUUUGCACUCGUUCAGGUUGUGGAAACUCAUGUUACGUUGGUCCCAAUAAUUAUAUUCAUCCUUUCUGUGGCAGAACUUGCGCGAUUGUAGAUUCUCUUCUCAAAUCGCAAGUGAACACGUGUGCUAAUCCAGGCUGCACUAGACCCUGUUACGUUGAAUUGAAUGGCACUCAAUAUUCAUUUUGCGGAAAAACAUGCGCUCGCAUCGCCGCGAGUAUCUCACCAGCUCUACCGAAGUGUGCCAAUUGCAAUAAAACGGUAUACGUCGAUUUUCGAGGCCAAAAAUAUCCCUUUUGUGGUGUAACAUGCGCAAGUCUCCACAACAAUUCAGGACCAAACUGUAUUCGAUUUGGAUGCAAUCGAAAAGCCUAUCUUGAUCCAGCGGAUAGAACAAAAUCGCAUUCUUUUUGUUCAAAAGAAUGUUUCUGGAUGGAUGGUUCCACGUUAAAUCAAACCAAAAUGACCAUUCUCUAUCCGAAUCAAAUCGAUUAUGAGAAAGCAUAUAAAAGAUUCAAUCAAAAUCUGCCAAAUUCGACAAUUAAAGCAAUCUUUAGAUUACAAAUGCCAAAACUCAUGGUUGAUAAGCAUCUUGCUUUGAAAAAUGAAAUGGCAAGAACUGCUGGUUCAGCUGAUAGGAUCACACAUCGUAUGUUUCAUGGGACAAAGACAUCUUGCGAUCCCUUGAGACUAAUUACAUCCUUGACACCAUCUUGUACCAGCAAUUGUGGAGUAUGUGGAAUCUUGCGUGAAGGAAAUAGGGGUGCCCAUUCCAGACAAGGAGGGGGAAGAAUGUGGUUCGCAAAGAACUCAUCGGUGUCAUUAGGAUAUUGUGAUGGUAAACCGGUGAAAACAAUGUUCAUGGUGGACGUUCUUUCGCAAACGACAGGGGAUAUUUUGAUAGUUAGUAAGGACGAGGAGACUCUACCAAGAUUCCUUUUACUUUUCCAAUAA